This is a messenger RNA of Python bivittatus (Burmese python), 1518 nucleotides long. It is a transcript of the gene IBA57, whose product is annotated as iron-sulfur cluster assembly factor IBA57. Gene Ontology annotation, molecular function: protein binding. The record is from RefSeq and is a predicted model, not a curated record. NCBI's taxonomy places the organism in Eukaryota, Metazoa, Chordata, Lepidosauria, Squamata, Pythonidae. Gene Ontology annotation, cellular component: mitochondrial matrix. Gene Ontology annotation, biological process: iron-sulfur cluster assembly.
AUACCGCCUGAAGCUCCUGGAGGAAAGGCGGCAUAUAAGGAAAAAAGGGCCGAAGUCGCUCCCCGGUUGAAAAAACGAGUGCACGUGGACUGCAGCCGCUGGAAGGAGCAGGCUGGCGCCUCAGCCAAUGAGGAGCCAGCUGAGGAGCCUGGCCCCGCCCCUUCGCAGCAGCAAAGCUCAGUCCCAGGGGCGGGCCAAGGGACAGAGCCAAGACGGUCUCUGCGCCUGCGCACUUGACCGAGCCUACCCACGCCCUCUCUCCACCCUCGGCCACACACAAGAUGGCGGCGCGGAGGUCCUUUCCAGUCUCUUUGGCGCUCUUCACCAGGCCGCCAUGCUGGUGAGGGCGAGCGCGGCGCUGCGGCGGGGCCUCCCGCGGAACUUGCACUUCGGCGGCGGCGGCGGAGACAAAAGGGCGACCGGCGAUUGCUUCCCGUUGAGUCACCGCGCGCUCCUUCGCCUCCAAGGCCCGGAGACGCUCCCCUUCCUCCAAGGACUACUGACCAAUGACUUGACGCGCUUAGCGGAGGUGGGCGGAGCCGCGCCGCGCGCGCUUUACGCACACGCCCUCAGCGUCCAGGGGAGGUGCCUCUAUGACGUCAUCGUGUACAGGGUUCAUGAAAACAGGCAAGAAGAGUGCCACGUCCUGUUGGAAUGCGAUGCGACCCUUUUGGACUCCUUUCAAAAACAUCUGAAGCUCUAUAAGAUCCGCAGGAAAUUAAACAUCGCUCCCUGCCCUGACCUCUGUUUGUGGGCUAUCAUUCCAAAGGAACCGUCAAAGGAUGUCCCUGCGCAAAAUGCUGGCAAAGCAGUGGUUCUAACCCCAGAUCCCAGAGUGAACAUUAUGGGUUGGAGACUGAUCACUGGCAAAGACACAGACCCUCUCGAGAUCAUCCCGGGAAGCCAGAUUGGAGAUCCAAAGGAUUACCACAGGCACAGGUAUCGACAAGGUAUACCUGAAGGCGUGAAAGAUCUGCCUUCUGGAACAGCUCUUCCUUUGGAGUCCAACCUGGUUUAUCUCAACGGUGUAAGUUUCACCAAAGGCUGUUAUAUCGGUCAGGAGUUGACGGCAAGGACUCAUCACAUGGGCGUCAUCCGGAAACGCCUCCUGCCCAUACAGCUUUCGCCGCCUGUGCCUUUCGAGACCCUCGCUGAAGGCACUGAAAUUGUGACCCAGUUAGGAAAGUCGGCUGGAAAAUUUCGGGCAGGGGAAGACGAGUUUGGAAUUGCGUUGCUGCGAUUGGCUACUGUAAAGGAGCCGUUGCGGCUGAAACUAGCCAGCGAUUCGCAAGUGACAGUCACUGCUUCUGUUCCCAAAUGGUGGCCCCAACCUGCCAAUAAAUAGGCACGAUCUUCUGUGGAACAAAAUUUGCAUCAUUUAUACCUGCUGGGCUUGACGUUUGUUUUCAGGUGCUUCUUUUCACAACUUGUGCAAAAUUAAUAGCUUUUAAAGGAAUAAUGGUUGGUGACAAUGUCAACUUUCACACCGAUGGAAGACUGUGAAAGUUCAGUUCCCUA